CACCAUUCUUCUCACUAAUAAUUCUCCACGAGAUAACUCGAACGUCAUCAUCUAAGCUGCGGAUCAUCGUAUUUAUUUCUCUUCAAAUAUAAGAAGUGAAUAAAUAGAAAGAAACUUCUCUUCAUCUUCAUCUUCAUCUUCAUCUUCAUCUUCAUCUUUCUCUCUCUGAAAAAAAUGGCAGCCAUGAAAAACACAAUCAGGUGCUGCAUUUCCUGCAUUCUGCCGUGCGGUGCGCUCGACGUGAUCCGAAUCGUGCACACGAACGGCCGCGUGGAGGAGAUCAGCGGCGGCGCCGUGACGGCGGCGGAGAUCAUGAAGCUCCACCCCAAGCACGUGCUGAAGAAGCCGUCGACGGCGGCGGACGGCAUGUGCCCCAAAAUAACCGUCGUUCCGCCCGACGCGGAGCUCCGGCGAGGAAAGAUUUACUUCCUGAUGCCGCUGCCGCCGCAGCCGCAGCCGAAGAGGAAGAAGAGCGAAGCUUCUAGAAGCGGCAAAAUCGCUUCCAAAAACGCCGAAAAUAACAACUCCGUUGCCGAAUUGCUCGUUUCCGAUCGGUAUUUGAGCGAGAUUUUAUCGGAGAAGGUGUCGUCGCAGAGAGAUCGGCGGCGAGGGCGCGGCCGCGUUUGGAGGCCGCAUUUAGAUAGCAUUUCCGAGGCGGCAUCUGACGCUUGAUUCAUGGCGAGUGAUUUUUCCUUUUUCCUUUUUCUUUUUUUGUUUCCUUUUUUUAGAUUAUUUAAUAGGGUUUCUCAAACGAAUAGCUUAAUUUCUUGUUUUUAUUUAUAGUUUUCUUAUUUUUUUGCUGCUUUCUCCAAUGUUUUGCAUGAGCAUUCAAAAAUUCAAAGUUAAGUAAAGAUAAUUUAAAUAA
Molecule: messenger RNA, 865 nt
Organism: Salvia splendens (bonfire salvia)
Lineage: Eukaryota; Viridiplantae; Streptophyta; Magnoliopsida; Lamiales; Lamiaceae
Exons: 1
Coding region: 175-672 (165 amino acids)
Source: RefSeq, a predicted model, not a curated record